AUGGCUUUGUCAAAAAUCGUUGCCCUAAUUUGCAUUCUUUUAGAUAUUAAAAGCGACAAUAUUCUCCAAGAAAUAGAGGAUAAGUCAAUCCUUGAAAGUUUUACCCAAGCUGAGCUGGAGAACCCUUCACCCCGCAAAAUCGUCAAUGGUUUGCCGGUAUAUGCUUCACGACGUUUCGACUUGCCGAAGGUGUUUGGCCGAGCAGUAUUACGUGAUUUUGGCUCUGCUGUACAAGGAGACGAGAGGAGGAAUCACGAUGCACAGCCAAACAUUUAUAGAUCACCGGAAGUGAUGCUGAAGACUGAUUGGAGUUACCCAGUUGACAUAUGGAAUGUCGGUGCUAUGGUGUGGGAUUUGUUUGAGGGGAGACACCUUUUCUACGGGGAUGACCCUGAUGGCAAAGGGUACUCAACCCGGGCACAUCUUGCAGAAGUUAUGGGAAUUCUAGGGCCACCGCCUCUGGAUAUGCUCCAGCAUGGAAAACGAAGCCAUGAAUUCUUUACUAAUGAGGGAAAAUGGAAGCAAGACAUAGAGAUCCCGACAGGAGUCAGCUUGGAACUGUCGGAAGAGUUCCUUGAGGGAAGAAAUAAGGAGAUGUUUUUAGCUUUCAUGAGAGGGAUGCUUCAGUGGCGGCCUGAAGAUAGGAAGACAGCAAAGGAUCUACUCCAGGAUCCGUGGCUGAACGAUCAGAUAGAAUAG
This is a messenger RNA of Talaromyces rugulosus, 699 nucleotides long. RefSeq lists its product as uncharacterized. The coding region runs from base 1 to 699 and encodes 232 amino acids. The transcript has 3 exons. Gene Ontology annotation, biological process: peptidyl-serine phosphorylation; peptidyl-threonine phosphorylation. NCBI's taxonomy places the organism in Eukaryota, Fungi, Ascomycota, Eurotiomycetes, Eurotiales, Trichocomaceae. Gene Ontology annotation, molecular function: ATP binding; protein serine/threonine kinase activity. The record is from RefSeq and is a predicted model, not a curated record.